AAGAGCGACGGGGCAGGCUCACUCCCCGCCGCACCUCCACGGCGCCAGCCGCUUCGCGUCCUCGCUGCCGACUGAGCUGCUGCAGUCCUCCUGACUUUGUACAAUAUUGUUGAUGGGACAAAGAAGCGGACGUCAAGAAAACAGCAAGAAACUAGAGCUGGCAGUAAGUGAGACCAUGCAGGCAGAAGAAAAGCUACAAAAUAAUAAAGAGGAAGAUGAAGAGCCAAUGGCCAAAGACCGGAGGCUAAUAUCAGUCUUUGGUGUGGCAGACUUGAAAAAUGGAGCUAUUGGACUGUACAACGUUGGACAGAGCUGCUGUCUGAACUCUGUGCUUCAAGUGUUCCUCAUGAAUAUACACUUCACAGGGUUACUUCGAAGGAUCACAGUGCCACCAAGUGCUGCUCAGAAGAGGAAGAAUGUCCCGUACCAAAUGCUCCUGCUGUUGGAGGAAAUGCAGCGUGGCAAGCAGAAAGCUGUUUCUCCCAUUGCCCUGGCGUGUUGCCUUUCAGUAUACAGAGUGAAAUUGUUUGUGCAGCAUGAUGCUGCCCAGCUCUUUCUGACUCUCUGGAACUUGAUAAAGAAGCAGAUGAAAAUGCCAGAGCUGGUUGAAGAGCUGAGUGAUUUGUAUGCCAUCUGUAUACAGGAGCACCUGGCCUGUCAGAAAUGCUCUUUCGAAGUAAAGAGGAAGAGCAGCAUGAUAACCCUUCCAAUCCCAGUGUUGGAUUUCAAUUCUCAAGUGCUGAAGACUCUGGAGGCCUGUCUGCAAUAUUUUUUCCAUCCAGAAGAACUGACUGAUAAAAACAUGUGUUUCUGUGAACAGUGUGGAAGGAAAACACCAUUUCUGCAGAGCAUGAAGCUAGUCCAUCUGCCACAGACUCUGACCAUACACCUAAAACGCUUCUGCUUUGAAGAAUCGGCCAAGAUUCACAAGCUCAGUCACUAUCUGCCAUUCCCACAAGACCUUGAUUUCAAUGCAAUCUUGACAGAAGAUCAGUGCCAAGCAGAUGACAAAGAAAAGGCUGCCUGGCAGUAUGAGCUUUUUGCUGUUGUUGCUCAUUCAGGAUCAACUAGUUGUGGACACUACUGUGCCUACGUUCGAAGUCUGACAGAAUGUAAAUGGUAUUGCUUCAAUGAUUCCGAGGUUUGCCAGGUGUCAUGGGAUGAUGUUAAGUGCACCUAUGGACAUUCCAGCCUCCAUUGGGGAGAAACGGCCUAUCUCUUGACUUACAUGAGAAAACAUUCUCAGUAGCCUUAUCCAGGCAUAUCAGAACACGUUGGGAAGCUGUGUGUUGCCCUUGGAGCUCUGCACCUCUGUGUCAGUGUGGCACAAGAAAGUGUUCACAAGAAAGACAUUCUGCACUCACUCAGUGACUGCUGCCCUCACAUUUAUUUAUGCAAAAAGUGCAGGAGAGACUCAGCUAGAGAAAGGAUCCAAGAACUGUUGCACUUAGAAACUUUUUGUUUCAUGUUUUUUUGUUGGUUAUGUGAGUUUAUAUAUUAAUUUCCUCUGAAAAGAUAUCAGAGUCAAGGACUGACUUUCCUGACUUACCAGUUUUCUUUAGUGCUGAUGCUUAGGUUCCAGUGCAGGGGAAGGGUUUGGCCUGAAAGCCUGUGUGAUGCUCUGGGGAGGCACUUGGUACAGCUGGAGACCUGCAAUAACCAUACCUGUCUAGGAAGACCUUGAGACUUACUCUGUCCUUUUAGCAUCAUGUUAGAUGCUGGCAAUCUGUUGUCAGCAGGAAUAGGGAGGUGAUCAUUCCCCUGUACUCGGCUUUGAUAAGGCCACACCUUGAAUAAUGUGUCCAGUUUUGGGCCCCUGUCUACAAGAAGGACAUUGAGGUGCUGGAGAGGAUCCAGAGGUGGGCUACCAAGCUAGUAAAGGAUUUGGAGCAUGUCUCCUGUGAGGAACGGUUGAGGGAUCUGGGGCUGUUUAGGCUGGAGAAAAGAAGGCUCAGGGGAGACCUUAUCGCUCUCUACAACUACCAGAAAGGAAAGCUGUAGCGAGGUGGGAGUCGGUCUGUUCUCCCUAGUAACAAGCAAUAGAACAAGAGUAAGUGGCCUCAAGUGUUGCCAAGGGAGGUUCAGGCUGGAUAUGAGGAGCAUUUUCUUUCCAGAAAGGGUUGUCAGGCAUUGGAACUGGCUGCCCAGGGAGGUGCUGGACUCACAGUCCCUGGAGGUGUUUAAGAGAUGGUUGGAUGUUGCACUUAGGGAAAUGGUCUAGUGGGUGAUAGGGCUGGGACAAAGACUCGAUUUAAUGGUCUUAAAGGUCUCUUCCAACUGAAAUGAUUCUGUGAUUCUAAUGUGGGUGGGGGACCCCAAAAGUAUUGAGACGUGGUAGGAACAAGGGCCAGAACCCUUAUGAUGCAUGCAGCAUCAAUAGUCACUCCUUAAAACCUUCCUGAAAAUGCAUCACACCAGGAGUUGAGAUGUAUCUGAAAGUUGGCAUCAGCACGGGGAGGUGGUUUUAAGUCAGGAGUUAUUGUAACAGUUGUGAUUUAAAGAAUGAGUUUAUAUAUAUUUACACAGAUAAUUGAUGUUUUAGCAUGCUUAUCAGGCAUUUAUAUGCACUAUUCUCUAUAGAGGACAAUAUUCAGAGCAACAGGGAUUCUGAAGCUAGCUAGUGAUUUUACAUAAUACAAUCCACAUACUGUGAUAGGAGAAGUCAGGUGCCUUGAUAUGCUUGAAUUUUUGGGAUUCUCCUUUAGUAUUGGAGUUGUAUUGCUUUCUCCCUUCCAUUUUUUCCCGUGAAGUGGAAAUGUGUUCUGAAGCAGAAAGUGUUGUGGAGAGAACAAUUUUAUGAAGGGAGCUGAGUAAUUUUUCAAUGUCCCAUUGAGCCCAGUCACUCUGUGCUGUUGGUUCAGCCUGGGUUACCAUGGCAAGACCACACAGCUGGAGGGAAAACGUGGAGAGAGCUUGAAAGGAAGGUUGGUAAUAUGUGGUAAUCAGAAGAGGUGCACUCCAAAAGCUCCUCACAAGACUCAGUUGUGAGGAAAACAAAAAGCUUUGGUUGUGGUGCUUUUAGAGUAUUCCUUGUGGUAAGUCUUGACAUACCACAGUCUGUGAAAGAUGGAGACUCUACUAGUUUGAGAUCUAAAGGUACCUUCCAGCCCAACCUAUUCUUUGACUGUGUUUUCACAAGGGUGCUAUUUUUGUGGGGCUGAGCACAUGUUAGAAUUACUAAUUUAGUCAUAAUAGCAGCUAUAGUUAAUGUCAUGUUAUUUUCAGAGUGAUGAAGUUCCCAAAUCACGUCCAUUUUCUCUCGGUAUGUGGAAUGUGAAUUGAGAAAUCUCGGAGCACAGCUGUGAAACAAUGUUUUUCAUGAACUAGCAGCUCUUUAUUUCACUGUACUAGCGAGGUCCAUCCUUCUAUUGAACUCUCUUGUAUUCAUAUUGUCCAUGCUGCUACAAACCCAGGGUGUUGUUUGUCACCUGGGAUGAGGCCUUUUCCGCCUCUUUGCCUUCGGGAAUGAGUUACAUCUUUGUAAAGCGCCUUGCAAGGAGUGAGUAAGAAAACCAAGUUCUUGUCUGCUUUAUCCAGCACUUUGCACAUGUGAAGUAGCUGAAAGACGAUGCGCUUCCAGAAAUGGAGAAGUUAAUGGGUUAAGAGACUGGCAAGAGCUUUCCAAUUUGAUAUAACUUGAACCUUAAAAAAAAAGCUGUGCUUCAGAAAAACGCCUCAAAUGUGCCAUAACCUUCCAGGAAGCACCCAUCCAGGAAGCAAUUGCUGAGAGAUACUAAGGAUCUUUUCAGAUGUUACCUCAAGGAAAAGUAGUUGGUGUUUUUUGAGUAAAAUAGUAUGGGCUAAAUUCCCUAGCACGUACAGCUGGUGGAUUAUUCUCAGUCUAUUAUUCCUAAACACCAUAAAUGCAAGUGGAAGGCCACAGGCCACAUGCAUAGAGUUGGCAUGCUCAAAUGGAAUGUUCAGGCUAAAGCUACUGCCAAUGUUUACCUCCAAGAGCUGAGGAAAUGAGGCUAAGCCUUCCCUAGGCACGUUACCCUGAUGCUGGAGGCACAGCAGGUUUAUUGUCAUGUUUGCUGUCACAUGAAAGCUGACAUUGCUACCACGUCUGGAUGGGCUGUGGGAGGAGUGGGAGGGUGU
Messenger RNA from Colius striatus (speckled mousebird), 4098 nucleotides. It is a transcript of the gene USP18, whose product is annotated as ubiquitin specific peptidase 18. Gene Ontology annotation, biological process: protein deubiquitination. Gene Ontology annotation, cellular component: nucleus; cytosol. Bases 113 to 1249 code for a protein of 378 amino acids. NCBI's taxonomy places the organism in Eukaryota, Metazoa, Chordata, Aves, Coliiformes, Coliidae. The transcript has 11 exons. Gene Ontology annotation, molecular function: cysteine-type endopeptidase activity; cysteine-type deubiquitinase activity. The record is from RefSeq and is a predicted model, not a curated record.